AUGGCCGCCACAUUAAACAGCAGUAUUAGGAGAGGGAGGAGGCAGUCGCAAAGGUGGGCUCCUCGCACAGCGGGACACGGAACACCGCUGCCCACAGGAAAGUUUCAGUCGGAAAACUUUGGAAUACAAGAUGAAAAGGGAAAGGUAGGUUUUGGCUUCGGGAAGAGUUCUGGAACUCUGGACCGGGUUCCAGGCCCACGUCAGGAGGUCCGAGUGACAGAUGUGGACCCAGCGUCUGCUCCCUCUCCAGAGACCCACCACCGUAUGAUGCGACAUCACAAGUGCACUUUGAGGUCCGUGUGUGGGACGGAUGAGAGGACGCCACCAGCUUUUGUUUGCAGCUCAUAG
Messenger RNA from Knipowitschia caucasica, 348 nucleotides. The record is from the annotation of a GenBank genome assembly. Lineage: Eukaryota; Metazoa; Chordata; Actinopteri; Gobiiformes; Gobiidae.